AUGGUACUGAUGCGAAAGAUACGACAAUGGCUCCCCCGACUCUUUUACGACCAUCCAAUGAGCCCUCCAUGUCGUCUGGUGCGUCUGGUGGCUGGUAUCAUCGGAGAUGACCUGGAGGUAGUGGAUGUAAAGGACUCUGGUAUUGACAUGAAGUCGACCGAUAUGUUGGAGAAAAUUCCUCAACAUACCAUUCCUGCACUGGAAGACAACGGUCUGUAUCUUGCUGAAAGCCGUGCCAUUGCCAUGUACCUCAUCUCAAAGUACGCGAAGGAUGACUCUCUCUACCCGAAGGAUGUCAACAAACGUGUUCUUGUCGAUCAGAGGCUGUUUUUUGAUCAAGAUUUGUACAACAGAAUUUUGAAUGUUCUCCGGCCAAAAUUUUAUAGCGAACGAACGGAUCCCAGCAGCAUCGAUAAAGUAAUUGACGGUCUGGAAACCCUAAGCAGAAUGCUCGAUGGCAAACAGUGGCUAGCUGGAGACAAGAUCACACUUGGUGAUUACGCUGUCGCUAAUUCUUUGUCGACAUUAGAGUUUGUUCCAGAAAGUGGAAUUGACCCUACGAAGCAGCCUGACAUCAAGGAGUGGCUUCCACGCGUUGAAAGUUCUCACCCAAACUACGGAGAACGCCUCAAAGAAUUACCUGAGGGCUUUAAGAAAAUGGCGCAGAAGUAA
Molecule: messenger RNA, 672 nt
Organism: Schistocerca americana (American grasshopper)
Lineage: Eukaryota; Metazoa; Arthropoda; Insecta; Orthoptera; Acrididae
Product: glutathione S-transferase 1-1-like
Exons: 6
Coding region: 1-672 (223 amino acids)
Biological process (GO): glutathione metabolic process
Molecular function (GO): glutathione transferase activity
Source: RefSeq, a predicted model, not a curated record